AUGGCAACCUUAAUUUGAGAAAUUGAAAAAAAUUAAAGUAUACCUCUUAAUAUAGCAUACUUGUCAGCAUAUAAAUAAAAUAUUAAAGUUAAAAUUUGAAUAAUGUUAAAAUCGGAAAUGCAACAUCAAUUUUGGAUUACCAAAAAAACUGUUCAAAGGAAACUUGGUUCUAAGGAGGACGAACAUAUUAUAUCUUCUGAUGCGGAACUUGAUGCUAAAAUUGAAGUUUUUAAAUCAAUAUCUGCAACUAGUGUAGAAUUAUCGAAAAUAAUUGAUCAAUACCAAGAAAGACUUUGCAUAUUGUCGCAAGAAGAAAGUGUAUUUGGACGAUUUCUGAAAGAAGCUGGAAAAAGAAGUAAAACAACUGGCCAAAGUAUUACAAACACUGGGAAAGCAGUUUCUUAUUGUGGUCAGCAAAGAAUGUGUGUACGUGUCCCACUCUUAAGAUUGCAACACGAAGUGGACGUUUUUCGUUAUCGCGCUAUUACUGAUACCCAAAACACUAUUACCACUAUGGAAAAAGAGCGAACGGAGUAUAGAGCAGCAUUAGAAUGGAUGAAAUCUGCAAGUACAGAGCUGGAUCCUGAUACAGGUCGAGGAUUAGAAAAGUUUCGAACAGCUCAAUCUCACGUACGAAAUGCAAAACAAAUCUUCGACAAUUUGUCCAUGGAUUCUAUUCAAAAGGAUGAUGCUGCUCAAGCUCCACAAUCGGAACCAUCCGAAUCGGAAGAAGCACAACCGUCAGAAGAAGCACAACCGUCAGAAGAACCACAAGCCGAUGAAGGUCAAAGUGAACAUCACCAUCACCACAAACAUGGACAUCCUAGACCACCAAAACGUACACCAGUUUUCGGUAUCGGAUUCCAUUUAGAUACUGGAAAAUAA
Messenger RNA from Lucilia cuprina (Australian sheep blowfly), 885 nucleotides. Its product is annotated as islet cell autoantigen 1-like. Gene Ontology annotation, cellular component: Golgi apparatus. The transcript has 2 exons. Bases 103 to 885 code for a protein of 260 amino acids. Lineage: Eukaryota; Metazoa; Arthropoda; Insecta; Diptera; Calliphoridae. Gene Ontology annotation, biological process: regulation of transport. The record is from RefSeq and is a predicted model, not a curated record. Gene Ontology annotation, molecular function: protein domain specific binding.